UCUCGUUGACAUUGGCAGGAGGACAAGACACGCAGAUCUUUGAGAUAAAAUAACUUCCUUUCGGCAAUUGGAAUCAGUCACUAUGCCCUUAUCAAAGUUGCAGGGACUCAAGCUGCCUGCCUCGGCGGAUUUUCAUGGUAAGUUACCCCAGGUUGGAGGGGUAGCCAGGCAAGAGAGGUGCUUUAAUAAAUCAACAGCCCUGUGUGGAUGGAAUGGGGUAAGAAAGACAAAAGAAUAAGAGUUGCUGACUACGAGGUUGUAUGUAGUUCAUCUUCGCGAUGGCGCGAUGAUGGACCUGGUCGUGCCCACAAUCAGACAAGGCGGAGUAAACACCGUCUUUGUUAUGCCCAAUCUGGUGCCGCCAAUUACUACCGUCGAUCACGCCCUUGACUAUAAAAAGCGCCUGCAAGCCAUUGAACCGAAUGUAAACUACCUCAUGUCCCUCUAUCUCCAUGAAACCAUUACCCCCGAGACCAUCAUCGAGGCCAAGCAGCGCGGAGUUACCGGUGUAAAGAGUUAUCCCGCCGGUGUCACGACCAACUCCUCGGCUGGCGUUGUCGAUUAUCAACAAUUCUACCCCGUCUUUGCCGAAAUGGAACGCCAGGACAUGAUUCUCAACAUUCACGGUGAAUGUCCCUCCACAGGCGACGUGACUGUCAUGUCCGCCGAGGAGAGAUUCCUCCCGACAUUGUUUGAGCUCCAUGAGCGCUUCCCCAAAUUGCGGAUUAUUCUCGAGCACUGCACCACUGCAGCAGCCGUCGAAGCUGUCAAGAAAUGCGGGCCAACUGUCGCGGGAAGCAUCACUGCUCACCAUCUAUCCCUGAUCGUCGAUAACUGGGCCGGUGACCCGUUCUGCUUCUGCAAGCCUGUCGCCAAGACCCCAGCAGACCGGGACGAGCUCCUCCGCACGGCUGCAUCUGGUAACCCCAAAUUCUUCUUCGGCUCUGACAGCGCACCCCACCCAGCGGUCUCCAAGCGUGGAGGUGACAAGAUCGCAGCCGGCGUCUUCACUCAGCCGUACACCACUCAAUAUGUGCUUGAUGCGUUUGAGCAAGCUUGCGAGAACGGCAUCUUGAAAGAAGAGGAUAUCACACCCGAGAUCGUCGAAGGCUUCCUGAGCAAGCACGGCCGCGCCUUUUACGGCCUGGAGCAGGAACAAAGGCAGUUCAUCACUAUCGAGAAGAAGGGCGAAAAGGUCAUCAAUAUUCUGCAGUCGGACAAGGUGGAUGUCGUUCCGUUCAGGCGUGAUCAGGAAACCUGGUCCGUGUCCUGGGUCUGAAGUAGGUAGCCUCCUCCCCUCUUGGUUGAGCCACAUGUAGAAAACGAUUUUCUCUCCGUAGCCAAUAGAAAAAUAAAAGCGGAGUUUC
Messenger RNA from Penicilliopsis zonata CBS 506.65, 1367 nucleotides. RefSeq lists its product as hypothetical. The transcript has 3 exons. The record is from RefSeq and is a predicted model, not a curated record. Lineage: Eukaryota; Fungi; Ascomycota; Eurotiomycetes; Eurotiales; Aspergillaceae. Gene Ontology annotation, cellular component: cytoplasm. Gene Ontology annotation, biological process: pyrimidine nucleotide biosynthetic process; 'de novo' pyrimidine nucleobase biosynthetic process. The coding region runs from base 287 to 1279 and encodes 330 amino acids. Gene Ontology annotation, molecular function: dihydroorotase activity.